This is a messenger RNA of Ahaetulla prasina, 2506 nucleotides long. It is a transcript of the gene KCNN1, whose product is annotated as potassium calcium-activated channel subfamily N member 1. Bases 376 to 1995 code for a protein of 539 amino acids. NCBI's taxonomy places the organism in Eukaryota, Metazoa, Chordata, Lepidosauria, Squamata, Colubridae. The transcript has 9 exons. The record is from RefSeq and is a predicted model, not a curated record. Gene Ontology annotation, cellular component: neuronal cell body; plasma membrane; neuron projection. Gene Ontology annotation, molecular function: small conductance calcium-activated potassium channel activity; calmodulin binding. Gene Ontology annotation, biological process: potassium ion transmembrane transport.
GGCCGGCCGGGCGGGCGCAGCGAGGCCGGGGAUGCCGUGGCGAGCGCCCGCCGUCGCCCUCCUCCCGCCGCCGCCGCGCGUCCCCGCGCCCGCAGCGCCCAGCCCGCCGCGCCGGACCAGAAGCCCCCCGGCGGGCUCCGGCUGGCCGCCCGUCCCCGGCCCGCCCCGGCCCGCCCCGCGCCCGGCCACCUGGUCUACCUGUCGCUGCAGGCGCUCUGCGGAGGGCCCCUCCCGCUCGGACGCCCCCCCGCCAGCUGGCCCCCCGACCCCCGCCCGCCCCGCCGCGCCCAGCAGGUAAACGCGAAUUGCCCCCCCCUGAGCCAUGCGGGGUCCAGGCACACGGCCGGCGACUGCAGCCCCUUCACCGAGAUAGCCAUGAACAGCUGCAGGCACAACGGGGGGGCCAUCGGACCGCUGGGCCGCUUGGGUGUCUCCCCCCGCCAUUUGCGCGAGCUGGACGCUGAGACGCAGCCCCUGCAGACCUUCCCCGACUCCGACCUGGAGGUGGUGGUCUCCAAGGCCGAGCGUGGCAAGGGCUCGGGCUCCCAGCUGGACGGAAGGGCGGAGGAGGGUGCCGGUGGCUCCGACCAGCCCCAGAAGAGGAACCAGAACGUCGGGCACCGGCUGGGGCACCGGCGGGCACUCUUUGAGAAGCGCAAGCGGCUGAGCGACUACGCCCUCAUCUUCGGCAUGUUCGGGAUCGUGGUGAUGGUGACGGAAACGGAGCUGUCCUGGGGCCUUUACUCCAAGGAUUCGUCCUACUCCUUUGCCCUGAAAUGCCUCAUCAGCCUCUCCACCGCCAUCCUGCUGGGGCUCAUCAUCAUGUACCACGCCCGGGAGAUCCAGCUCUUCAUGGUGGACAACGGGGCGGACGACUGGCGCAUCGCCAUGACCUACGAGCGCAUCUUCUUCAUCGCCCUGGAGCUGCUGGUUUGUGCCAUCCACCCCAUCCCCGGCCAGUACUUCUUCACCUGGACCACCCGGCUGGCCUUCACCUACGCCACCUCGGAGGCCAGCACGGACGUGGACAUCACCCUCUCCAUCCCCAUGUUCCUGCGCCUCUACCUGAUCGGGCGGGUGAUGCUGCUGCACAGCAAGCUCUUCACGGACGCCUCUUCGCGCAGCAUCGGGGCCCUGAACAAGAUCAACUUCAACACCCGCUUUGUCAUGAAGACCCUCAUGACCAUCUGCCCCGGCACCGUCCUUCUGGUCUUCAGCAUCUCCUCCUGGAUCAUCGCCGCCUGGACGGUGCGCGUCUGCGAGAGGUACCACGACAAGCAGGAUGUGACCAGCAACUUCCUGGGCGCCAUGUGGCUGAUCUCCAUCACCUUCCUCUCCAUCGGCUACGGGGACAUGGUCCCCCACACCUACUGUGGGAAAGGGGUCUGCUUGCUCACCGGGAUUAUGGGUGCAGGGUGCACAGCACUUGUGGUUGCCGUGGUGGCCCGGAAACUAGAACUCACCAAAGCUGAGAAACACGUACACAACUUCAUGAUGGACACACAAUUAACAAAGCGGGUGAAAAACUCAGCAGCCAAUGUGCUCAGGGAAACGUGGCUCAUCUACAAACACACCAAGCUGGUGAAAAAGCUCGACCACGCCAAGGUGCGGAAACACCAGCGUAAGUUCCUCCAAGCCAUCCAUCAGUUAAGAAGCGUGAAGAUGGAGCAAAGGAAGCUGAGCGACCAGGCCAACAUGCUGGUGGAUCUAUCCAAGACCCAGAACAUCAUGUAUGACAUGGUGUCCGAACUGCAGGAGCGCAACGAAGACCUGGAGAAGCGCAUCAGUGCGCUGGAAGGCAAAAUUGACACGCUGGGGUUCACUCUGCAUGCGCUGCCCGGCCUCGUGAGCCAAGCCAUCUGGCAGCAGCACCAGCACCGGGCCCUGCCCCGGGUCUAUGGCACCUCCCACGGCUCAGAGCGCUCUCUUUGGACCCCUACGCAGCGGCGGAAGUCUCCCUCCACUGCCCCCCACACGUCCUCCAACAGCGGGUGACGCGCACCGGAGCCCCAGAGCAGCUCUGCUACCUAUGGCCAUUGUGUGGCUGGAUUCCCUCUGAGCUUUUUUUCUGGAAAGCCCCUGAAGCGCAGCCGCCUCCCCUCCGUGUGCCGGGUGGAGAGGGAGGGCCGGGCGGUCUUUGGCUCAGCCUGGAGAAGAGGCCACAGUUCCAGGCCAGUUCCAGUGCAACAUUUGGCAAAGCUUUGGGGCAGGGAGGGGUGGUCUUGGUAGAAAUAAUGCAUGUUCAUGGGAAGGGAAGGAAGGAAGGAAGGAAGGAAGGUGGUGGGCAUCUUCAGAGUUUCAGUUUGAAGAAGUAAGGAAAAAUCUGAGCACUCUCAGGAAGUGGGGGCUGCCCCCUUCCCCGUGGUCACUGCAGGGAAUGGGUCACAGCCUGUGGGGAUGGCAUCACUCUGUGCGUCACGUGACUUGGUUUGAACCAGACCCCUCGGCUUCCAGGGAGCCCAGGAGAACUUUACUUUUUAUAAUAAAACAGAAGGAAUGUCUUUUG